Molecule: messenger RNA, 1269 nt
Organism: Schizosaccharomyces cryophilus OY26
Lineage: Eukaryota; Fungi; Ascomycota; Schizosaccharomycetes; Schizosaccharomycetales; Schizosaccharomycetaceae
Product: RRM-containing cyclophilin regulating transcription Rct1
Exons: 2
Coding region: 1-1269 (422 amino acids)
Biological process (GO): protein peptidyl-prolyl isomerization
Cellular component (GO): nucleus
Molecular function (GO): RNA binding; peptidyl-prolyl cis-trans isomerase activity
Source: RefSeq, a predicted model, not a curated record
AUGUCCGUCCUGAUAGAAACCACGGUUGGGGAUCUUGUCAUUGACCUGCUUACAGAAGAGGCACCCCAAGCUUGUGAGAAUUUUCUCAAGCUUUGUAAACUCAAAUACUAUAAUUUUGCUCCCUUUUACAACAUUCAACAAAAUUACACAUGCCAAACGGGUGAUCGAUUUUUCCCUGCUGAAUUUCACAGUAAUCUCAGCCACAACAAGGCUGGAACUGUUAGCAUGAGCACAGCUUCUAUUCCCGUUCACCAUGAAGAAUCACUUGUCUGUGGAAGCCAAUUUCUCAUCACAUUCACAGACCAUCUGGAAAGCUUGGACGGCCGAUAUCCUAUUUUUGGUCGAGUGGCAGAAGGUUUUGAUACUUUACAAAAAAUAAAUGACGCUAUUUGCGAUGAUGAGGGUCAACCCUUUCGAGAUAUUCGCAUCAAGCAUACCAUUAUAUUGGACGAUCCUUUUCCUGAUCCUCCUCGAUUCAUUGACCCGCCUAGGUCGCCUUCUCCAACGCCUGAACAACUCGCUACCGUUAGAAUUGGAGAAGAGGAACGCCUUAUUUCUGAUGAUGAUGACGAAAACAAGUUUGAACGAGAACAAGAACAAGAGGCAGAGGCAGAAGCAGUUACUUUAGAAAUGGUAGGCGAUUUGCCAUUUGCUCAUGUUGCUCCUCCUGAAAAUGUAUUGUUUGUUUGUAAAUUGAACCCCGUUACUCAAGACGAGGACUUGGAACUUAUUUUCUCCCGGUUUGGCAAGAUCAAUUCUUGCCAAAUUAUUCGCGAUAAGGAAACCGGAAAUAGCCUUCAAUAUGCUUUUAUAGAGUUCGAUAACAAAGAAAGUGUCGAAAAGGCUUAUUUCAAGAUGCAAAACGUUUUAAUCGAUGAUGCUCGCAUUCAUGUUGACUUUUCUCAAAGUGUCUCUCGAUAUAGACAGCAACUCAAACGGUCUCAAUCCCGUUCUCGCUCAAGCUCUCCAGCUUAUAGAUCAAGAGAAAAAUUCGAUCCAUAUCCUCGUCAUUCUCGUGAGCGAUCCGAAUAUCAACCACGUCGCUCUUCAAGGCCUUCCGAAGAGGGUCGAGAGUACAGAAGAAGAACAAAAGAUGAAGAUUCGUAUCAUGUACCUCACAGGCAUCGCUCUAAAUACGACGAUGAUCGUUACUAUCGCCGAGGAAGUCGUUAUGACGAUGACAGACGAUCUUCCUACCGUUCUCGAGAUGAUUCGUAUAGGCACCGAAGUUACAGAGAACGUGAUCCUCCUAGAAGACACUAUCAUUAA